AUGUUCGGUGGAUUCGCGCCCCCCCAGCAGUCCCAGGAGGAGAUCCGAGCCCUCGAGGCCGAGGCCAACUUCACCGUCCAGCAGGCCGUUGCCACCGUUGUCCUUCUGUACCUUUCUCCCUUCGUUGUCGACCUUGCCAGCAAGGUCUUCUAG
Messenger RNA from Ilyonectria robusta, 153 nucleotides. Its product is annotated as mitochondrial outer membrane translocase complex, subunit Tom5. The transcript has 3 exons. NCBI's taxonomy places the organism in Eukaryota, Fungi, Ascomycota, Sordariomycetes, Hypocreales, Nectriaceae. The coding region runs from base 1 to 153 and encodes 50 amino acids. The record is from RefSeq and is a predicted model, not a curated record. Gene Ontology annotation, cellular component: mitochondrial outer membrane translocase complex; mitochondrial outer membrane. Gene Ontology annotation, molecular function: transmembrane protein transporter activity.